ACCUCAGCGUCACCUCUCGUCUUCUCACCUCCUCCCUAUUUUCCAGCAAUCCUGCAGACUGAUUCCUCUCCAUCUCGCCUUAACACCCAAUACUUCGCUUCUCUUCCGUCCUCUCUUCGCCUUGGAGCCCUUCAGAAGAGGACUUGCAGAAUCCAGCCGACUCCAAAAAGAUGUAAUGAGGACAUCUCUUCAAAAUUUGCUCUUAUCUGAGACAUUCUGAUUCCUUCAGUGCUGGAAAAAAGCAUGUCAUUAUGUGCUCCUCUUCCGCAUGUAAGGCUUUUAAAUGAGAAGGCAGAGAUUUAUAACUGACGCUAUGGAUGAGUGAUGUGAAUGACCUCCUUAGGGUGCCACAGACUCUUAACUUUGUCCAUAAUGUGUGAUCAAGUAGAAGAAGUUGGUGACCGGGAAUUGAGGAACAACAACCAGCAGGGUGCUGGUGAUGCAAAUGCCAACAGAGUUCAGACAGAGGAGGAUGAUGGGAGAACUGGACAUACUGGCUCUCUGUCAGGGAUAAUGACUGAGACAGCAGAGCAAGACAAAGUCAUCAUCUGGGGCACAGACUCUCAGUGUGACGACCCUGAGCUGGCUGAGUUUGAGAUGUUGGAGUGUCAGGAGUUGGAGGCUUAUUUGGUUGAGGAUGGGGAAGAUUUUGUUGGGCUCACAGAAAGGAAGAAACAUCAAGAGGAGACCUCACCGUGUAGUAAUGCCACAGAAAAACAGGCAACAGGUGGUACAAAUCGUAAAGGAAUGAAGUCGGUUGUGGAUGUUGCUUGUGAGCAGGAGUCAUCAGCGUCUCAUGUCUCUGAUUCUGAUGUUUUUGUGACCUGCUUGUCCACCACAGCUACUCCGACGACAGACUCCUGGCAUGUUGCCCCUGGUAACCACUCUGCCCUCUCAGAGGAUCUUACUGUGGCCUCCCAAACCUGUAGCAUCGUCUCUGAGCGAGACAAAGCCCCCCCAAAAGCUGAUCUCUCCUUGUCAGCUAGAAAAAGCCCAACACACCAGCAAGAUUUAGACAUGAAUUUAAAUUCAACACCUCAUCCAGAGAUUAUUGUACCACAACAGCAAGUGGAGAAUGGUGUCUUAAGCGAGGAUGUAAGCAACGAGCAGAACACAGAUAAUAACCAGAGGAAUGUGGAAGGAAAAACCAUUUCAAAGGGAGAUUGUGAUAAUACAGACCACAAAGCUUUAUUCUGUGUAGAAAGCAAAACUAAAAUGGAUAAAAGCACACAAGCCAGUGAAAUCCUUGAGUUGAUAAAACCAGUCAAUAGUGGUGCAAAAGCAACUCAUCCAUCAAGUGAACCAAAAGCCAUAAGAAAACAAGGCUCAUUUGAUAACGGUCUAAAGAAACAAAACUCUUUUGACAGGAGUUUCAAAAAGCAGCCAUCCUUUGAGAAUUCUUUCAAGAAGCAGCUUUCUUUUGAUAACAGCCUGAAAAAGCAGGGCUCCUUUGAGAACAGCUCCAGCUUGUCAUCUCAGGAGCGGAGGAAAACAUGGGGAAGCCCUGGUCGAUCUGCAGCCCCGGCAACUCCCAAAACUACCUCCUGCUCACCCAAAAGACAACCGCCAGGUUCUCCAGCUAAAGUCCAGGGCACAAGGGCUUUGAGUUUGGAAAGAAGUGCUGCUUUUCAAAAAACUGUUGGUCAGAUUGUCAGACUUCCGAAUAAAAUAAACAUAAAUAGUGGCAUUCCCAAACCCAUCUCUCAACAGAAAGAAAAUGAGCCCAAAAUUCCCCCUCUACCACAGAAGCCCAAAAAUGUGAGACCAAAAAUCAUUACAUACAUUCGAAAAAGCACACCAGCAAAAUCACAAGACACCAACACCCAGUCUGAAGGCUUAACAAAGGCAACUCAACCACUAUCUUCUUCUGGUGCACAAGCUGAGAAGGAUUCAAAGGGGGUUCCUCAAUCCAGAUCCACUCCGGUUCUCAGCUCCUCCAAUGUACUGUUCGACAAAUAUCGACAGGAGUUGCAGAAGGCAGGGUACUAUCCGCCAGGCGCAGCUCCGAUGGGCGUGAAACCUCCAGGGUACACCGCACCUCAGAGGGUGAGCGGGAAAUCAGAGAGCUUUCAUGAAGAAAUGUCGAAGAAAUACGUCCAAGAGCAUCUUUACCAAGACGGUGGAGGCGUCUAUCGUUCACCUAGAACUCUGAGGCCUCAGCUAGGUUUGGGGGCAGUCACCAGGCAGCCCGCGGCCAAGACAAGAGUCCCGCAGAUGGGUCAGAGGUCAGCUCCACUAUCCUGCCAUGCAGCAAGCGUGUCCACCCCAGGCCUCCAGGACCAAACAGGUCCAGAAAUUACACCCAAAACUGUCCUGCUGAAGUCGGGCCAGUCCGGUCUCCGUCCUCCAGGCUUUUCCAGCCUUCCAGCUGCUCGACUAGCUGCUUUAGGCGUCAUACGCAGCUCCAGCGCCUCAUCGUUGUCCAGCAGCCAGUCCAACGACAGCUGUCACAACGACCAAUGUCACUAUCCCUGCUCUGGCGGUGAUGAAACACUUCCACACAAAGCCGUCAUAGACAGUGAAACCUCCCAGGCUAAGGGCCGGGUUCAGCCCUCCAGCACUACGAGUCUGCAGAAUCGUAACCUAUCACCCCAACAUGGCUCCUCCCUUGUGUCGAGGACAAACCUGCAGAAGGACACAGAGGCUGUGCUCUCACCAAGAUCUUCCCCUAAAAGAUGUGCUGUGGUUCCACCAAAGCCACAAUCACCCUCUCGCGGUCGAACAGCAGCGGUUCCUCGGACAGGACGGUGUCAGGAAGUGGACCGGGCUCUGAUCCAGCGGCUACAGGAGCGAUGUGAGCAGCAGGCCCUGCAGCUGCAGACUCUCCAGGUCCAGCUGAAGAAGGCCUCUCUGUGCCUGGAUGUUUUCAGCAUCACCACUCUGCACUUUUGUGAUAAGAAUGAGAGCGCCAUUGUGAAAGAGAGGGAGCUGUCCCUGGAGCUCGGCAGAAUCAGGGAUGAAGUGGCUGUUAGUGUCGCGCACUGGGAGCAGCUGCAGCAGGAGAAGGAGGAUCAGGAGCACCGUUUUGAGGCUGAGCUGCAGGGGCUGCGGGCUCAGCAGCGGAGCGAGCUGGGAGCGCUGGAGGAGAGGCUGAAGGCUCGGCACACAGAGGAGACCGAGAGCCUGCAGGCCCAUCAGCAAGCUGAGCUGGAGGAGCUACAGUUCAGACACCAGGAGCAGCUUGAGGAGAUGACAGAGAAUCAUGAGGCAUCCUUGACAGAGAUGGAGACAGCCCACAAUGACACUUUGGACACUUUGCAGGAGGAGCAUGCAAGGACAGUAAAGAAUCUGAAAAUGGCUCAUGAACAACAGAAAAAGUCUCUAGAGGAAGAGUUUGAGAAAAUCAGACUUUCACUCCAGGAUCAGGUGGACACACUUACGUUUCAGAACCGCAGCCUGAGAGAUCGAGCAAAACGCUUUGAAGAAGCUCUUCGUAAGAGCACAGAUGAGCAGAUAGUUGAUGCUUUGGCUCCAUAUAAGCAUAUUGAUGAGGACCUGAAGAGCCUUAAAGAAGUUCUGGAGAUGAAGAAUCAACAAAUUCAUCAACAGGAGCUGAAGAUUUCUGAACUGGAGAAAAUACAGGCUGAAAAGAAUGUGCACCUGGAGGAGAGACUGCAAGUGUUGCAGCAGCAGAACGAAGACCUGAGAGAGCAGAUAGACAAGAAUCAAGCUGUGUCCAGACAACUCUCUGAAGAAAACGCCAAUCUGCAGGUGCACGUGGAGAUGGAGAGCAAAGAGAAGAAGCGUCUGAGCCGCACCAAUGAGGAGCUGCUGUGGCGUCUGCAGACAGGCGAGCUGAGUCCACACAUGACCCCCAGCUCCUCCCCCAUCCACCACCCAGCCUCUGGACCGGGCUCCCCUGCCCGCCCCCACUCCUACCACCAGUGACUGUUUGUACCAAACAUCUUAUUUUAUCAGUGUUUUGUUUAACUCUGAAAAAAUGUUCCUCUGUUUUAAAGGAAUAUUAUACAAUCGGUGGACAAAGAGACAGUGAUAUGUUCUGUUUGUUUGGGGAGAAUCUCCUCUCAUUUGAUGCAUUUCCAAAACAUUUUUUUUUCUUUUCUUUGACCUCAUGAAUUGUACGGAUGAUUACACGAAGAGUAAAACCUUAGCAUGUUUCUCCAGCAGGUGAAAGUUCAGAGAGCAUCGCAGUGCCUCAUUUACAUAUUAUCGCCUCCAUUUACAUUUUCAUCUUCUCCUCCAGCUCUCAGGAUGAUGGAUAAAUAAGACAUAGUAAACUCAAAAAACAUGAAGCGCCUUCAGUCAUCCAUUCCCUCCCACCAGCAAGGUCCACCUGGGGGUUGGCAGUAUUAUCAGAAAAAGCCAACUUCAGUUCUUAACAUUUUCAUGUAGAAACAUUUCAUUUAUCAUGAGUGUAUGAUUUAUACCAAGCCAUCUAACCCCAAACCAUUCAUAACUCCACUUUACUGCCAAUACAGUGUAUGUAUAUUAUGAGUUAUUACGUGUGUAGACUCUGUAGAUGUAUGACUAUCUUUGCAGCAUGGGUUGUCUUCCGAUUAGAACAGAUUUUCAGAUUAUUUCAUGUAUGUAUGAUGAUAAGAAUUAAAAAGAAGCACUUCAACAUAUUUUGGAGAAGAAAGAACCCUCACCCUCAGUAGAAUUAAAGAAAAGGUAGUCAACUCACACAAAAUAAAACCACCAAAGAUGAAGUUCUUAAACUAUAACACACUGCAUCAGUUACAUGCUUGGAACUCAAUGCAGAACAUUCAUGCUUCAGACGAAGCCCCUUGAGUUUUUUUUUUACAUUUUGGGAUGUUUCAAACACAAACUUGAAUGUUUUUAUUUGGAUUUCAUGAGCUGAAAGCUGAAAAGUAUGCCAUACAUAUGUAAGCUAAAAGAGCAUGCAUGUAAGAUUCCAACAUAUGAUUAUUCUUUCAUCUAAACCAUUCCAAUGUAAAUCUGGCGAUGUGUUUAGGGUUACUGCCCUGCUGGAACCUUUUCAUAUUCCGGCAGGCUCGUCUUUAAUUUAGCGCCAUUCAUUUUCACAUCAACUCCGAUAAGCUUGAUGCUGCUACCACUGUGUUUCCACAGUGGAAAUAAAGGUCUUUAUUCAACCUUUAUUUAACCACGAUAAAACUUCUUGAGAUCUCAAGAAAAUUUAACGUUAAUACCCAAUUGCCUGUAUUUAGAUGAGAUUAAACCACAUAUACAUACCAUUAGUAACUUCAGAAGUCUUUUUUUUAUUUGCGAACUACCAAUUUCCUUUCAUUUUACAAUUAUGCACAACUUUACAUUGGUUUCUUAUAUAAAGUCCUAAUAAAAAACAUUUAAGUUUGUGGUUGCAACUUGACAAAUUGUUGAAAAGCUUAAGGGGCAUGAAUCCUUUUGCAGCAGUAACAGUUUGCUUUAUCUUUUCUGCGCUCUGUUCAGUGGUCUUCAUAUUUCCAUAUGUACAGUUUGAA
Xiphophorus couchianus (Monterrey platyfish) is the source of this 5423-nucleotide messenger RNA. It is a transcript of the gene mtus2b, whose product is annotated as microtubule associated tumor suppressor candidate 2b. Gene Ontology annotation, cellular component: cytoplasm; nucleus. NCBI's taxonomy places the organism in Eukaryota, Metazoa, Chordata, Actinopteri, Cyprinodontiformes, Poeciliidae. The record is from RefSeq and is a predicted model, not a curated record. The transcript is spliced from 15 exons. The coding region runs from base 331 to 3888 and encodes 1185 amino acids. Gene Ontology annotation, molecular function: microtubule binding.